CUGAAUCUUUCCCAGCAGACACGAGCUUCUUCUUGUGAAGCUAGCCCCAUAAUCACUCCGGACAAUAGCCCUCGUCUUUCACGCGGUCGAGCUCUUUCCCCUUCGGAUCAUUCAUCGCAGCAACAACGUGCAGGCCACUCUACUGGGAAAAGGUCCGAAAUCCUCACGUCUGAGUCCAUGAUGCAUGCGCAUACUUUAGGCGCCUUAUGCUCUAGUAGUCCAAACGCAGAAAAUUUAAAUUCAGCCCGGAAUUUCCCGACCGAAGACCAGAUUCACAGCCAAACUCACUUGGCAGAGGCUGCUAUAGACGGGUCCGGCUCCGAAGCUGCCGCUGGGUACAAUUCUACCACCAGCCGGCGAUCAGUGUUGACUGAGCAGAGCCUCACUCAGAUGCAAGCUGUCGAAUUUGAUGAGAAUGCUAGUGUAUGUCCGGUUCCUGAAAAAUCUCCGAUUUCAGAGACGGGCGCCCCGGUUUCGAAUAAGCCAGAUGAAAACCUCCACCCCGCUGGUAUUUGGCUUACUAAGCCGAAUUAUUUCACUCUUCCUACCUUGGAUGAACUUGCCGGGAUGAUAAACGCUGAUGGGCGGUGUGUAGUCUCAGAUUUCGUCAUAGGAAGGCGACAUUACGGGCAUAUUAUUUUUCCUGGAGAAACGGAUAUAAGUAACAUUGAUCUCGACAAAGUCGUCCACAUCAGGCGUCGCGAAGUUACUGUGUACCCCGAUGAUGAUACGAAGCCACCAGUUGGUUUUGGACUCAAUCGACGCGCCGAAAUUUGUCUUGAAGCGGUGUGGCCGACAGAUAAGACUACCCGCAAACCAAUCAAGUCACCUGAGCGACUUUCGCAUAUGGAUUUUGAAAGACGUCUCGAAUGU
Messenger RNA from Protopolystoma xenopodis, 873 nucleotides. Lineage: Eukaryota; Metazoa; Platyhelminthes; Monogenea; Polystomatidea; Polystomatidae. The record is from the annotation of a GenBank genome assembly.